CAAAAUACAGUGCAUUAGAUCACAAGGGGGAAAAGGAUCCAGAGUGUAAUUAGUCAAAAUUGGUACUUUUUGAAUUGCUACAGAGUUUAGAUACCAAGAUCAGUUGGUACAACUUGCGCAGAGCGAUUCCAUGUUAUCUUUAACUGCAGUCUGAUAUGGUGACAAUGAUGACUGGAAAGAUAAAAGCAUCACACUGCCUGCUGACAUGUACUGUAAAUGAGUGAGACUGCAACCUCUUCUGUAGUCUUUAAUGUGGUUUAAUAGCCUGUGUGCGUUCUCUAUAUCAGAGUGCAAUAAAGGGGUACUUGGGCACCCUGGGCAAAACUUUGCAUUACAGUCAGGUAAGAUGGUGAAAGUAUGGACAUUGCUAACAUGAAGUUUUGAAUCCAUAUGCAGCCUGUUAAGGCAGAGAGUUAAGGUGUCUUUGUCAGUAUUAUUAUUCAAGGAAAUGUGUUAUUCUCCUUUCAACGGUAUUUCACAGUGCAUAGGAGGUGAAGAAACAAAAAUGAUUCUACUGAUUAGAACAGGUUCACUAAUUCUUUCUCUGCUGCAGUGCCAUUUUACUUUAAUGGCUUUAAUCCAAGGGGGCGCUUCAGGUCCAUAAGCCGUGGUUUAAGAGCUCGGACUCGGGAUUUUCCGUACGCCUUCGUGCGAGGACAACUGCUGUUGUCGGGGUAACGAGAAGCGACGCCGCUGCUUGUCGCUGGUGGCAAUAAGGAGGAAAGGCCCGUUCUCCUCUGUCUCUAACACUGGCUAGAAAUUGACUACAGGAAGAAAACCGAACCUACAGUGGCACACCCCAGCAGGGCCCAGCACUGGGGAUAUGGCGGUGUAUUUUGAUCACCAUAUUGAGGCUCCUGAUUCGAGUGGGGCUCCCUGUGAGAUUGCGUGGCACUCUUCCCAGCCUGUGUUAGCAGUAGCCUCUGUCAGUCCUGCCACGGGGGGCAGUGUUGAUUUUUACCUCCAACAGGGAGAGCAUGUUGGUAACUCGCAUGUGGAGAGGCCCUUCCAGCCCACUGUACUACACUGGCAUCCCAGCAAAAUGGUGCUGGCAGUGGGCUGGGAGUCAGGGGAGGUGCUGCUUCAGACCUACCCAAAUGGGGAGCAGACCACCCUGCCCAGCACACACAGUGCCUCCAUCACCUUGCUGGAGUGGAGCACCAAUGGCAGCCACUUGAUCACUGGAGACCAGCUGGGUGUCCUGGCACUGUGGAAGGUGGAUGCCCGUGGCAGGCUGCAGGGGUCCCCUCAGGUGAAGCAUGAAUACGGCAAGCCCUUGACAUGUGGUGUCAUCAGGCCUGUGCCCCCUGGAGAGGACGUUGCCCAGCUUGCUCGAGCAGCAGUGAGCGGAGAUGAAAAUGCACUGGACAUGUUCAACUGGAGGAAGGCUGGGAAGGGAGCUCCACUCAAGCUGGGACCUAAAGAAGGGCUGACUUUCUUUGUUAGCACAGGGGAUGGCAGCGUGCACUGUGUGGACGCGAAGGGGAAGAGCAGCCCGGUGCUGAGCGCGGACGGCCCCGUGCAGAAGCUGCUGUACCUGGAGAAGCGCGACGUGCUGGUGGUGAUCACGCAGACCCUGCUGCUGUCUCAGCACAGCGUGGGGCCCGAGGGCGGGACCCAGGAGAUCACGAAGGUGAAGUUGAGUGGGAAGAGCGGACAGAGGGCGGACAUGGCGUGGGCGGAGCGGGGCCUGCUCAUCACCGCCACAGAGGAGAGUGUCAUCAGGCUGUGGGACCUGGAGAGAGAUGAUAAUUAUGUGCUGUCUCUGGAUGAGAGUCUUGGCUAUGAAUCAGGAGAAACGCUGAACUGUGUAUCUUACUGUGCACCGAAGGGUAUUCUGGCUGCUGGGACGAGCCGAGGUCGCAUUGCCAUGUGGAGGAAGGUAUCCGUGGUUCAUCAGGGUAGGCAGAAGACCGAUGGGAAGGACCAGUGGUUACUACAGACUCCAACAGAGAUAGAGGGGAAUAUCACUCAACUCAAGUGGGGCUCUAGUCUGAAUAUCCUGGCGGCCAACAACCUGAGCACAGUUUUGAUCCUCUCUGAGCAUGUCAUGUCUGCUCACUUCAGCCAGCAGGUGGCAGCAGUGCAGCUGGCUCCCAACCAGCUUAGCCUGAGCUACUUCAACUCGGGGGCCCACCACAGCCUGCGUACAGACAUGCACAUCAACGGCGUGUGUGUCACAAAGGACACAGUCACAGUGUGGAAUGGAAAGCAGGUCACUGUAUUUGAGUCCUCAGGAGCGGCACUGCAUAGCACAGGCUUCUUUCCUUGUGAAUCUCUGGUCCUCGCUGUGCAUGAAGAUAACAUCUAUACUGUGGAGCUUAACAGGGUGCAAGUGCGCACCUUACAGGGUACAGUGAAGCAACUCUUGGCCUUCUCGGAAGCAGAAGGAACCCCUCUGCUGCUGAGUGUCUGCAAGACUUUCCUGGCUGUCGGCACAGACACCGCACACAUUAAGGUUUUUGACUUGUCCCGCAGGGAAGCGAAGCCUCACUGCAAUGCAAAGAACCUGAAUGAGCUUAUCCCAGGCCUGGGAGCCUUGUCUUCAGUAAAGUGCAACGCUAAUGGUAGCCAAGUCAGCAUCAUCGUUACCAGGGCCGAUGGGAGCUGUGAUUCCAGGGUGUAUUUCUAUGAUGUGGAAAUGGACACUUUGACCUACUUUGACUUCUCCAAAGGCCGACCUCACAGUGGGAUCCUCCAAGGAGAGGAGCCAGAGAGGACCCAAUCGGAGAACAGCGAGCUGUGUGGCCGGUCUCCAGUCAGCCAGUUCUGGGAUGAAAGUGAGCCUCGACUCUUUGUGUGUGAGGCAGUAUUGACAGGGACAGUCCCUGUCCAGAAUAACAGCAUUAUGCAGGCAGACGUCCUAGUGGUGUCCUUCUUUUGCACCCAGGAACAUGGGCUGCUACUCCAGGACUCGUAUGCAAAGCCAGUAGGCAUGCAGGCACUGCUUGCUCUUGACGUGCCCUUUUAUUACUUCACCUGCAAGCCUGGAGAAAGAGAGGUGGAGAGUGAGGGGUCUUCUGCUCAGUCCUCUGUCCCUCAGAUGGUGUCCCGACGUGCGCUGCGGGACUUCGUGGGGCUGGAGGACUGCGACAAGCCCACGCGCGACGCCAUGCUCAACUUCAGCUUCUAUUUGACCAUCGGGGACAUGGACGAGGCCUUCAAGUCCAUCAAACUCAUCAAGAGUGAGGCCGUGUGGGAGAACAUGGCCCGCAUGUGUGUGAAGACCAGGCGGCUGGAUGUUGCACGCGUUUGCCUGGGCAACAUGGGCCACGCGCGGGGGGCCAGGGCACUCCGGGAGGCCGAGAGCGAGCCAGAACUUGACGCCAGGGUGGCCGUGCUCGCCACGCAGCUCGGCAUGUUGGAAGAUGCAGAACGGCUGUAUAGGAGCUGCCGGCGCUACGAUCUCCUGAAUAAGUUUUACCAAGCCUCGGGCCAGUGGCAGCGGGCAGUCGAGACGGCAGAGAGCUUUGACCGUGUCCACCUGCGGGCCACUUAUUACAGCUACGCCAAGCACCUGGAGUCUAUGGGAGAGCUCAGCCUUGCACUUGAAUACUACGAGAAGUCAGACACCUACAGAUUUGAGGUACCCAGGAUGCUGCUGGAAGAUCUGAGCGCCCUGGAGGAUUAUGUGAAGAAAAUGAAGGACAAGAGCCUGUAUAAGUGGUGGGGGCAGUACCUGGAGAGCCAGUCGAAUAUGGAGGAGGCCCUGCGGUACUACGAGUUCGCCCAGGAUUACCUGUCUCUGGUGAGGGUCCACUGCUACCUGGGAAACGUGCAGAAGGCAGCAGAAAUUGCUAAUGAAACAGGGAACCGCGCUGCCUCCUAUCACCUGGCCCGGCAGUAUGAGAGUCAGGAGGAGAUCAAGCAGUCUGUGCAUUUCUACACCAGAGCACAGGCUUACAACAAUGCCAUCCGCCUGUGCAAGGAGAAUGGGCUCGAUGACCAGCUGAUGAACCUGGCUUUGUUGAGCAACCCAGAAGACAUGAUGGAAGCUGCGUGCUACUAUGAGGAGAAGGGGGUGCACAUGGACCGGGCUGUCAUGCUGUAUCACAAGGCUGGUCACUUCUCCAAGGCUCUGGAACUGGCCUUCUCCACAGAGCAGUUUGGGGCCCUGCAGCUCAUAGCAGAAGAUCUGGACGAGACCUCUGACCCAGCAUUGCUCGCCCGCUGCUCGGACUUCUUCAUCAAACAUGCUCAGUACCAGAAGGCUGUGGAGCUGCUGGUAGCAGCCAAAAAGUACCACCAGGCCCUGCAGCUGUGCCUGGACCACAGCCUGACCAUCACAGAGGAGCUGGCCGAGAGCAUGACGGUGUCUCGUGACUCCAAGGACCUGUCCGAGGACGCUCGCCGCGAGCUGCUGGAGAGGAUCGCUGACUGCUGCAUGCGGCAGGGCAACUACCACCUGGCCACCAAGAAAUACACACAGGCCGGCAACAAGCUGAAGGCCAUGAGGGCGCUCCUCAAGUCUGGAGACACGGAGAAGAUUGUGUUCUUUGCCGGGGUUUCCCGCCAAAAAGAGAUUUACAUCAUGGCAGCAAAUUACCUCCAGUCACUAGACUGGCGCAAAGACCCCGAGAUCAUGAAGAACAUCAUCACCUUCUACACCAAGGGCAGGGCGCUUGACCUCCUUGCUGGUUUCUAUGAGGCCUGUGCCCAGGUGGAGAUUGAUGAGUAUCAGAACUACGAGAAGGCCCUCGGUGCUCUGACUGAGGCCUACAAGUGUCUGACCAAGGCCAAAGCCCGCAGCGUAGAGGAGCAGGAGGGCCGCCUGGCAGAGCUGCAGCACAGACUCGCUCUGGUGAAGAGGUUCGUCCAAGCACGCAGGUUGUACGAGGAGGACCCCGGGGAGGCUGUGCGGCUGUGUGAGGCUCUGCUGGAGGAGCCAGAACUGGAUCCCGCUGUCCGCAUCGGAGAUGCAUACGGGUUCCUGGUGGAGCACCACUGCCAGCAAGGCAGCUUCCAGGUGGCCUACCGCAAGCUGGAGGAGUUGCAGAAGCGGCUGCCCUCCGUCAACGUCAGCUACUACGUCAGUCAGCGCAGCCUGGAGGGCCUGCACCGUGCUGUGGGGCUCCCCCUGGUCCGGGGGGGUGUCCUGAACCAGGGGGCGCACGGAGACAGUGGGGGAGAGGAGGAGGAGGAGGUGGAGGAGGAGGAAACCCUUGAGUCCCAGCAGGGUGACUGAGGAGAGCCCGGCAGGGCAGAGGAGUGUUACUAGGACCCGAGGUAACGCCGCUGCAUGGAUUAUCACAAGCAGUGCUGUAUAGAGUUAGACUUCAGCUGGGCUUCUUACAUAUAGGGCAGCUCUGGGAUCUGAGGCCAAGCUAUUCACCACAGUAUAGACUGCUGCAGAGCUGUGCACACCCAGUGCGAAGGACUGUAUUGCACAACAGGGACUGCUUAAAUAAAGAGGAAUGAACUGGACUCAGCUGUGAAACUAUAGGUGCAUAAGCCAUACUAUUCAUUAGAAAAUACAAAUUUCAUCAGUUUAAAGUUGUUUUCUAAUUGCUCCAAUCUGCCCACUGUUUGACUGCAGUUAUAUUAGUUUUAUGUCUGUGUUCUUCACACAGGAUUGACAAGAUCAGUUAGUAGAAGAGAUUUACACUGUGUAGGUAGUGGGAAGAGCCAUAUCUCUUGAAGUCCCACAACAGAUUGUGAGUGCUACUUUGGGUUUCCCAUCUGCAAUUUGGAUCAAUCCACAGUUGUGAAUUUUCAGUUCAUAUUGUCCAGUAAAAUAUAAAAUAAGACA
This is a messenger RNA of Lepisosteus oculatus (spotted gar), 5749 nucleotides long. The record is from RefSeq and is a predicted model, not a curated record. NCBI's taxonomy places the organism in Eukaryota, Metazoa, Chordata, Actinopteri, Semionotiformes, Lepisosteidae.